Molecule: messenger RNA, 2234 nt
Organism: Xiphias gladius (swordfish)
Lineage: Eukaryota; Metazoa; Chordata; Actinopteri; Istiophoriformes; Xiphiidae
Gene: smtna
Product: smoothelin a
Exons: 8
Coding region: 227-979 (250 amino acids)
Biological process (GO): actin cytoskeleton organization
Cellular component (GO): microtubule organizing center; filamentous actin
Molecular function (GO): protein binding
Source: RefSeq, a predicted model, not a curated record
ACCUCCACUCGCGCUCCCAAUAAAAAAAAAAAAGAUGCGGUGAGAGGUGUGAUGUCAGGCCUGAGCUCUCACAGCUCUCCAGACAAGUUUAAAGGAGGGUUGAGGGGCGGAGGGGAGAGCGCUGAAAACUUCUGAGAAACCCAAAGACCACCACCAGACACACCAGAUUACGUCCGACAAGCAGAACUGUGUUUUCAUACGAUCCAACCAGAUCUACCCCUGAGAGAUGGAGUCAAAAGCUGAUGGUGGACCAGCUGCGGUGACCAGUGAAGAACUGGCUACUAUAGAGGAUGAAGAGGUUCUCAACAAGAUGCUGGACAGUGCAGCAGAUUUUGAAGAGAGACGAAUGAUUCGUGCCGCAUUAAGGGACCUGCUCAAGAAAAAGAGAGAUAAGCGGGAGCAGGAGCGAGGGUCGAGGCAGCAGGACUUGAGACAGCAGGGCCUGAGCAAAGGAGGGACAACAGUAGGCAGAGCGUCCAUGAACCAGCAGCCAUCAGCAAACAAACCAGCAGGCCAGCCCUCUCCAUCAGCUUCCACUCCCUUCAACAGGACGGCAGGCAGUAUAGCCAGUCCCACUGCAGCCCCAGCCCAGAAAUGUCCUACUGCUGUGGGACCCAAUGCUAAAAAUGUCAAACAGAUGCUUCUGGAUUGGUGCAGAGCCAAAACAGAGCCAUAUGAGGGGGUGGACAUCAAGAACUUCUCCUCCAGUUGGAAAGAUGGCAUAGCCUUCUGUGCCUUGGUGCACCGGUUCUUCCCUGAUGCGUUUGAGUACUCCAUCCUCAACCCUAACAAGCCCAGGGAAAACUUCCAGCUGGCUUUCAGCAAUGCAGAGAAGCUGGCAGGCUGCCCCCCUCUGCUGGACGCUGAUGACUUAGUCCGGCUGCAUGAGCCCGACUGGAAGUGUGUGUACACAUACAUCCAGGAGUUCUACCGCUGCCUGGUGGAGAAAGGCCUGGUCAAAACCAAAAAGCGGCUGUAGACUUGAGGAAUCAGACACUAGCUUACAUGACAGGAUGUGAUCUCAUUUUGAACAAUCAAAACACAAAUUAGCACAAGAUGAUAAUAUUAUACACUUUUUUCAACUGAAUAUUUACAUUUUGUCUGUUAUCCUAGAUUUGCUAGCAAGGAAAAAGUUAAGCAUUUGAUGUGUCUAGCUGAUGCACCAUGUGAAUGUGAAAUGCAAAGUGCCUAAUGUGUAGUAUUAUUUGUACUGGUUUGUGUGUUAGCAGGGACUCGUGGGUGUCUGUGUGAUCUCAGUCGACAGCUGGCGCUUAGGAUCAGUACAUACCACUGAGAUUACACAUCUGCAUUAAUCUCAGUCAGAGCCAUAGAGAAUCUAGGAACUAAUUUUAUGAUGAUGCUGUUGAGGGCCUGACUGUGCGAGUAUUAAAGACAGAUUUAAUGAAUAGCCAUUCCGUUAUUAUGCUGUGGUUCUCCAACUAUAACUGGUGCUUCAACUAAAUGCUACAGCAAAUAUAACAUUUUAUGUUGAAGGAUAAAUUCAUAAUUCAUAAUUCAGUCGGGAAAGUACAAUAGAUUGUUGUUUUGAAACUUUUCUACGAACGCUUUGUUAUGGAUGGAUUUGAUUUAGGUUGAAUGCAUUUGGGAUUUAUACAGUUAAAGGGACACUCCGCCGAUUUUACACAUGAAGUUGAGAUACUCGUCAUGAGGAAUACUACCCAGCCUGUGAAAAAAACAGUCAAAUGCAAGAUUGCAAGUGCUUCCUCUGAGUGAACUGGGUGAGCUCUUUUUCUGUCUUUGUCAUUCCAAUCUCCGGUUUCCCACAUUGCACCAUGUUCUUCUGUGUCUCUGGGAGUAUCUUUCUCAAGUGUCAGAAAAUGACCCCGGUGAUGUCAUCAGGGGGGUUGUCUCGGUUUGGGCUGGAGACUUCAGAUUUAUAACAGAAAGCCAUUGCAAACUCUUCCUUUGUGAGCCCCCCCCAAACUUCAAUCCUUCCUUUAAUACUGCGGCUUCGUGAAUUACUGUAACUGCACCAGCUUCUCUAACAGACAUAACGACACAAUGCAGCAGUGAAUAAUUGAUGUACCUUGAAAAGGUACUACCACAACGAAAGCUACUUUUAUCAAUAAAAUAAUCACACGUUGUUCUUAAAAAAAAACAAAAAAAAUUAUUGUAUGUAUUUAUCAGGACAGGGUUUGACCACAAUGUCACUGUUAAAGCCCUGCAAUAAAUGCAAUAGUAAUUCUGAAAAUUGUGUUGUUGAAUUGCAUGUU